Messenger RNA from Dufourea novaeangliae, 981 nucleotides. It is a transcript of the gene TfIIFbeta, whose product is annotated as general transcription factor IIF subunit 2. Gene Ontology annotation, cellular component: transcription factor TFIIF complex. The record is from RefSeq and is a predicted model, not a curated record. NCBI's taxonomy places the organism in Eukaryota, Metazoa, Arthropoda, Insecta, Hymenoptera, Halictidae. Gene Ontology annotation, biological process: transcription initiation at RNA polymerase II promoter; transcription by RNA polymerase II. Bases 164 to 979 code for a protein of 271 amino acids. The transcript has 7 exons.
UAAAGGAAACUUUGUUUUCGGAAGAGUCAAAUUGUAAUCUUAAUGUUAAGCGUAUGGAAAAGAAAUAGGGUCGGAAACUAGUUUCCUAUGUUAGAUAAUUAAUUAAACUAUUUCUCUUCGGACUGGAAUAAUUACAAGUUAUAAUUUGUUGAAAAAGACAACAAUGUCGGCAAAUACUUCGCACACAGAAAAGGACUUAGAUUUAAGCAAUGCUGGGAGAGGUGUAUGGCUAGUCAAAGUACCCAAAUAUAUAGCUAACAAAUGGGAGAAAGCACCUGGCAACAUAGAAGUUGGCAAAUUAAAGAUAACUAAAAACCCUGGUCAAAAGGCAGAGGUAUCUCUGAAAUUGUCAGAGGCUGUUUUGGCUUUAAAAGAGCCAGGGGAAGAAGAAAUUCCUAAACAACAUAGAUUAGAUGUUACAACUGUAACAAAACAGAUGUUAGGUGUAUUUUCUCAUGUUAUACCAUCAAAUAAUUCAGACGCCAUUGUUCCUGAAACUGAGAAACUUUACAUGGAAGGGAGGAUAGUACAAAAAUUAGAAUGUCGACCAUACGCUGAUAAUUGUUAUAUGAAAUUGAAAUUACAAAGUAUUAAAAGAGCUUCUGUGCCACAGAGGCAAGUUCAGCAAUUAGAUAGGGUGGUUCAAAAUUUCAAGCCUGUUUCUGAUCAUAAACAUAAUAUUGAAUAUGCAGAAAAGAAAAAGGCUGAGGGCAAGAAAAUGCGAGAUGACAAAGAUGCAGUAUUGGAUAUGCUAUUUGCUGCCUUCGAGAAACAUCAGUAUUAUAAUAUAAGAGACCUUGUGAAAAUUACAAGGCAACCUAUUGUAUAUUUAAAGGAGAUAUUGAAUGAAGUAUGCAACUAUAAUCUAAAAAACCCUCACAGAAAUAUGUGGGAAUUGAAACCAGAAUACAGACAUUACAAGGAGGAUGAUAAAGCUGCUGAAAAUGCCCAGAAAAAAGAAGACUCUGAUGAUGAUUAAUC